GAGCCGCUCAGCAAUGCACAGCCCAUACUGUGGAGUUAUAUUGCCAUUACGCACUGUUACGCACUGACAGCGCAAGGGAGCGGAGCACCGGUUUCCUCGCAUUUAAAGGAAGAGCAAGAGUGAAGUUCUUCAUUGAUAUCCAGUUGAUCUCCUAAAGAAGAGCUAGAUCUUCAGAGCAGAGCAGAGUCCAGCUGCCAGUCAUCCGCUCAGGAAUGGUGGAUCACUUGCCACUUGGCGAGGAGACCUUCCUGUACUACACCGGCUCUCCGGCGUCUGACUACAACCAUAACUACCACCACGGCAACAGCAGCCUGUCGCCAGGCGUCAUGGUAACUGACGCAGGCAUCUACCAUCACCAUCACCACCACCAUCAGGGAGCAACACUCUCAUCUUCGCCCUUUGCCUCAGAGGAUGACCUCAGUGACUCCUCCAGUCCACGCUCCUCGCUCUGCUCCAGCCCUGAGUCCUUGUCACCGUCAUCACGGCGACUCCUGGGGUCCAGCUAUGAGAGCAGGAGCAUGAGCAGUGGGAGUAGCUCCUCAGGAGAGAGCCAAGACAGCCUGCUGGACCUCCUCCUUUCACAGGCCUCACUCGCCACUUCAUCAAGCUGCACCUCUAGCAGCAGCAGCAUCUCCCUCUCUGCUCCUUUACCUUCCUCUCUGUCUCUGUCCCCCCAAUCCUCCUUGUCAUCCUCUGCCCCCAUGCUGCCAAUGGGCCUGGCCUGGGAGUCGAGGAGGGAACAGCGACUGAGUCUCCUCCAGCAGCAGGCCAAGGAGGACGGCUAUGAGUUCCCUGUCUUCAUGGACGAUCUUCAGGACCCUGCAGCGCUCCUUUUCCAGCCCACCCUGGAGGAGAUUGAGGAGUUUCUGGAGGAGAACAUGGAGGUGGCAAUGGAGAAAGAAGAGGAGGGUAGUGAUGGAGGGAUGUCACCCACGUCAGAGGAUGCCGAGGCUGAGAGUCCCAGGACGAUAGCAGGAGACCUGGGCUCAGUGUCAGAGAACUCAGAUCAGACUGUGCCUGUGGCUUGCAGUGCUGCUGUUCAUUCUCCGCUCUCCUCCUAUACAGAGACCAAACAUACAGCCACUAAGUCUGAAAUGGACACAACAGUGGAUUGUAGCUGUAUCUCUAGCUCUAGUUCUGCUAAUAGUGGAGUUGUGGAUGGGAUUAAACAAGAGAAUUGCGGAUCACCCCCAAUGCCAACAGAGGGUUCUGGUGCUGCCUCCACCGUGCCUGUCAUCUUACAAAUUCAGCCCAUACAGAUCAAACAAGAGCCAAACCCCAGUGCUAUAUCAAACACUGCCACCCAGCAAGCCCCUGCACAGCAAACCCAGUCCCAGCAACCCCAGGCCCCAUCAGACAUCAAAAUAGCCCAGCUCCUGGUCAACAUCCAGGGGCAGACCUUUGCCUUGGUGCCUCAGCUGGUUCCUCCAGCAAACGUUACCAGUACAAGCACAACCGGAAGCGCGGGCUCAUCCAAGUUCGUCCGGAUUGCGCCGGUGCCCAUUGCCGCUAAACCCAUGGGGCUCGGGGAAGGGGGGGUAGCUGUAGGUUCGACUGCAGGGUUCCUCAUUGGAGGUCAGAAGUACCAGAAGAGUGCGGUAGCGGACCUUAUAAAAAUGCACAAGUGCUCUUUUCCUGGCUGUAAUAAGAUGUAUACCAAGAGCAGCCACCUUAAGGCCCAUCUUAGGAGACACACGGGGGAGAAACCCUUCGCCUGCACUUGGCCCGGCUGUGGAUGGAGGUUCUCGCGGUCGGAUGAGCUGUCCCGACACCGGCGCUCCCACUCCGGAGUGAAACCGUACCAGUGCAUCGUCUGCGAGAAGAAGUUCGCCCGCAGCGAUCACCUGUCGAAACACCUCAAAGUGCAUCGCUUUCCACGAAGCAGCAGGACAGGACGCUCUGCAAACUGACCCCGCUGACCCCACCCUGACAGACUGACACUAAGCAGGGAGGGGAGGGGGGCCGUUUGUGUGUGUGUGUGUGUGUGUGUGUGUGAGAGAGAGAGAGAGAGAGAAAGAGAGAGAGACGGGGGGUAUACAAGUCCAAACACCUUUUAAGGGAGCCUGUGCUGGACGCUUUUGCCUGCGUAUGUGUUUAUGUUCAAACAUGUAUGUGUGACGUGCGCUCAUGGUACUGUGAUAAUUUAUUGGGUGGCGACGAAAAGACUCAAAAGGACUAAGCAGAAAACUGUUACUUGACACGACACCCUCCCAGGUGUAAUAAGCUUCUUGUAUAUUACAACUUUAUAUUUUGAUUUUUUUUUUUUUUUUUUUUUUUUUUGUCUCAUAUGAAAAUGUUUUAGCUAACAUAAUUUGAAGCUCUAAAGAAAGUUUUGCUAUUCAAAGUAUUUUUACACUUUGAGGUGUGUAUUGUUAUUGGUGUACCUGCCUGUUGAGUCAAAAGCCUUGUAUCGAUAAAGGUUGCGACACUGAGGGGUCUGCAACUGUUUAAAGCCCCCAGUGAUUUCCUGGAGCUACAUUUUGUUGCUAAGCAAUAUUAGCAAAAACUCAUCGCUUGAUGGCUUGAAUCAUAUUUGUUGCCUGGCAACAUUACCUUAUUAAAACAUGUGUUAGGAAGUACUGGGAAGUGUUGGGGCCUUGCUGUUGUCACUGGCAUAAGUCUUUCUUGAUAGAUGGGCGGAGGAAAUGAUGCAUCAACAUUCCUGCAGCUUUGACUAAAGUCACUUCAUUGCCAAGGGAGUCUCAUUACAGUAAACAGUGCAGUACCUCGCCGAGGAACAAACAAAGCAACUUUCAAAGCUCAUGUUCAUGUUGAAUCACUGCUCACCGCUAGGAUCUCUUCCUGUGCUAAGAUGUUUCAUUUUGCAGAUGCAGAUGCAGCCUCAUUCUGGACUAAAGACUCGUGCAAAGAGUGUUGCUACAUAACUCUGGACUUGGUUUGCUAGAGUACAUUUAGGAAAUGCAAUGACCUCUCAACAACCAAAUAGCAUAGCUGUAGUGUGAGGUGUAUCAAGCGUACACAUAUCGAGAAACACGCACAAAUUAUAUGUAACGUGAGUUUAUACUGUAUGUCAAACGAGCUGGCCUUCUAAUCAGUGUUGAGUCAUUCUGAAUUUUUGUGUAGAUGUGUUGUGGCCUGGUUGACUCAUUAUUCUGCAGUGUCUUCUUCUGGCAUCAAAAGACGGGGUCCAAAGACUCUUAUCAGAAUGUCUUUCAGCUGUCUGGCCUUUUGUAUUCCACAAGAUGUCAAACGUGCUGAACAUUUCAAACUCACAUUGCAAAAUACAGAGGAGGGAGUGUAGGUCUUUCUAAGGUGAAAGGGUACUUUGCUAUUUACUGGAACAGCCCUAAGCUUGGAUUAGACCAGUUACCUGAACUGGAACUGAUGCUAGUGAAGAAACGUUCCAACUGGUCUUCGCUCCAUCAGCCGUUCUCUAGCUCUUAUCUGGGAACUGUAGUUUAUGAAUCCCUUUCAUUCAGGUACUACAGAAAGGGAACUUUUGACAGCAUAUGUAUGUCAAAAUUAAUUAAAGCUGGCACUUGUUUAAAUACAGCAAAAAUUUAAAGCAUCCAAAAAAACAUCUUUACCCAUCAUUGGUCUCUGAAAUAAAAACUGCCUUCGUGUUGUACUGUAAGGGAACGAUGAACACAUUCAGUUCAUACCUGUGCGUUGUGUUAACCUGUGCCAUUUGGCAUCUCAGUUCAAUUAAACCAAAUGAGUGAUGGGAGGGGAAACGGCUGCAGCAAAAAGGUCACAGAUGGGUCCUGUGUCAUCAGGCGGAAACGGAGAAUGGGUCGCCGACAUUAGUUAUGGAAAUGGUUUCAAACAAGAAAAUGUUGAAGGCUGAGGUUGGGCGAUGAGAAAAUUCAUUUUUGGGGGUAAGUUUGAUUUGCUGAACCUACAUUGCAUUGCCUGCCAGUGAUUGAAAACCCCUUUUGGGCUGGUGUAUGGAGGAAGUAUAUUAUCUUUAUACGUGCUUUGUCAGGCAUUCCUGCCGUACAAUCAGAAAAAAAAAAUGCUUUUUAUGAAUGGGUGUCACAUGCAAAACCCAUGAAUGUAUGUAAAUACUGUAUAUGCAUCAGAAAGGAGAACAGAAAUAUUCUUCUAGUGAUUUCUGUGAUUGUGACAAAUUUCUACAAAUAUGUAAAAAACAAAAACAAAAAAAAGUGUACAGAACAUGAUAAUUCAAUGUAUGUUGUAAAAAUGUGGUGGCUUUGUUUUUUUGUCAGGGGUUUAAACAGCACAUUAUUAAAGACUUGUGACAUGUUUCAUGAUGCCUCUGUGAAACAUACGCUCACGAAUAUGUAUGCCACAUUUUCUGGAACAUGAUGACGUUGGAUUUUGAAGUGAAAACCCAUUAAUUUGACAGGUGCAAAUUGCAUGAUAUAUCAUGAAACAUGUGAUAAGUCUGUUUGAAAUGUGUUAUGUAAACACAUUACAAAGAAAGAGUUGCCAAAAAUGUUAUAUAUAUAUUUUUUUGUUUUUCUUUGUUCUACAUAAGACGCAUUUACAAAUAAAAUCCCAAAGAAAA
Molecule: messenger RNA, 4492 nt
Organism: Myripristis murdjan (pinecone soldierfish)
Lineage: Eukaryota; Metazoa; Chordata; Actinopteri; Holocentriformes; Holocentridae
Product: Krueppel-like factor 15
Exons: 3
Coding region: 213-1910 (565 amino acids)
Biological process (GO): regulation of transcription by RNA polymerase II
Molecular function (GO): DNA-binding transcription factor activity, RNA polymerase II-specific; RNA polymerase II cis-regulatory region sequence-specific DNA binding
Source: RefSeq, a predicted model, not a curated record